Puntigrus tetrazona (Sumatra barb) is the source of this 2434-nucleotide messenger RNA. Its product is annotated as sodium- and chloride-dependent transporter XTRP3-like. Bases 153 to 1925 code for a protein of 590 amino acids. Gene Ontology annotation, biological process: sodium ion transmembrane transport. Gene Ontology annotation, molecular function: L-proline transmembrane transporter activity. NCBI's taxonomy places the organism in Eukaryota, Metazoa, Chordata, Actinopteri, Cypriniformes, Cyprinidae. The transcript is spliced from 11 exons. The record is from RefSeq and is a predicted model, not a curated record. Gene Ontology annotation, cellular component: plasma membrane.
CCUCCUCCGGCUUCAGGAGAAAACUCCCACUUCUCUCUGAGCUCAGAUCGCUGGACUUUGAAAUAUUCCCAGACUCUCCUGGGAUUUGUGCGUUUAGACGGCACGCCGAUUGUUUGUCCCUUCAGAUCGAGUCGAAGGACAUUAGCAUCAUCAUGAGUAAAGAAGCCCGUCCGUCCUGGGACAGUCCCAUGCAGUUUGUCCUGGCGUGCGUGUCUUAUGCCGUGGGACUCGGGAACGUCUGGCGCUUUCCGUAUCUCUGCCAAAUGCAUGGAGGAGGUGGUUUUCUGAUCCCGUAUCUGCUGAUGUUGUUUCUGGAGGGGAUUCCUCUCUUCUGUAUGGAGCUGGCCAUCGGUCAGAAGAUGCGUCUGGGCAGCAUCGGCGCAUGGACGGCCAUCAGCCCGUAUCUGGGCGGACUGGGCAUUGCCAGCGUUGUGACCUCCAUGUAUCUGUGUCUGUACUACAACGUCAUCAACGCCUGGAGCUUCUGGUAUCUCUUCCAUUCAUUUCAGUCGGUGCUGCCGUGGGCCGAGUGUCCCGUCAAUGCGAACCGCACCGGGUAUCUGGAGGAGUGCGAGGUGGCUUCGCCAACACAGUACUUCUUCUACCGCCAAACACUGAACAUCUCGUCGUCCAUCGAUGAGAACGGAGGACUUCACAUGGGUCAGGCGCUCUGUCUGCUGCUGGCCUGGAUCAUCGUCUACCUCUUCAUCGUCAGAGGCGUCAAAUCCACCGGCGUGGUGGUGUAUUUCACCGCUACGUUUCCGUACGUGGUUCUGAUCAUUUAUCUGAUCCGUGGAGUCACUCUACAUGGAGCCUGGAACGGAAUCAAGUACAUGUUCACUCCUAAACUGGAGCAGCUGGCGAAUCCUCAGACGUGGAUCAACGCAGCGACUCAGAUCUUCUUCUCUCUGGGUCUGGGCUUCGGUUCUCUGAUAGCCUUCUCCAGUUAUAAUCAUCAUAAUAAUGACUUUGAGAAGCAGGCGGUGGUGGUGUCUCUCAUCAACAGCGGCACGUCUGUGUUCGCCAGCAUCGUCACCUUCUCCAUCUACGGCUUCAAAGCCACCUUCAACUACGAGAGCUGUCUGGAAAGGACGAGGCUGCUGCUUCUCAACACGUUCGAUCUGUCGGAGGAGUCAGCGUCGGGGAACGUGUCGGCCUGGAUCCGUCAUCUGAACAUCACUGAGCCCGAGAGGUUUGCUGCCAUCGCCUCAAAGAUAGAGCUCUGCAGUCUGGAGGCCGAACUCGACACGGCGGUGGAGGGCACGGGUCUGGCGUUCAUCGUGUACAGCGAGGCCAUCAAGAACAUGCCUCUGUCUCAGCUGUGGUCAGUGCUGUACUUCAUCAUGCUGCUGCUCUUAGGGAUGGGGAGCAUGCUGGGAAACGUCACGGCCAUCAUCACUCCGCUGUCAGACAUCAAGCUCCUGUCACGCUUCCUCAGCGUCGAGACCAUCAACGGUCUGGUUUGUCUUCUCUGUCUGCUGCUGGGUUUCGGUUUCGCCAGCCGUUCAGGAAACUACUGGUUCACCAUCUUCAACGAAUACGCCGCCACGCUGUCGCUGCUCUUCAUCGUCUUCCUCGAGGUCAUCAGUGUGUGUUAUAUCUACGGCCUGAGACGGUUCGAGAAGGACAUCGAGGACAUGCUGGGUCAUCGGCCGAACUGGUACUGGAAGCUGAUGUGGGCCGUGGUCAGUCCUCUGCUCCUCUUCAGCCUCUUCAUCUUCUACAUCAUUAACUACAUCCAGGGAGGCACGCCGACGUACCAGGCCUGGGAUAAAGAUCUGGGCCGGUCAGUGCUGAAGGAGUAUCCGGUGUACGGUCAGGUGUUCAUUGCUCUGCUGCUGCUGUCUGCUCUCAGCUGUGUGCCGCUCGCUGCUCUUCAGUCCUUCUGCAGGAGAAGACCUCUCCGUCCACGUCGUCACGUCUGACGCAAACGGCUGCGUUCAUAUUAAUACAUUCUCAGUUUUUGGGUCUCUCUCUAUAUUUCCUGAUCAAAUAAUAUCAGAUUUUUCCUGUGAGCGUUUACGUAUGAUGCAUUAGAAUUCAUAUUCAAAGUUCAAAUGCAUUGUAAUAUUCAAUGCAUUAUUCUUCCUAUGUGUAUGAAUUAUGAUAAUGUAUUAUACGUGAGAUCGUGGAUGCGUUGUAAUGCAUAAAUCAUGCAUUGUAUUCUAUACAAUAGCUUUAUGUAAAGCGUUAACCUGCAAGAGUAAGUGUAUUUAUACGUCAUAUACAGCAGAUGAAUCUCUGAACUCUGAAGGGUACUGAGCGUGACUGACCGAGAAUGUAAAACCGUGUAAAUAACCUUUUACUGCGAAAUUAAUUUCGUAUUUUGUCAAAUUAAAUUCUUUUAUAUGUCUUUGAAAUGAUCAGCGACUGUGAUUUUUGACAGAAAUAUCAGUGAACUCGAUGUAGCACUUGUGUAUUUGAAAAUAUAAUA